Hemiscyllium ocellatum (epaulette shark) is the source of this 4455-nucleotide messenger RNA. RefSeq names its product mutY DNA glycosylase (gene mutyh). Bases 104 to 1735 code for a protein of 543 amino acids. Lineage: Eukaryota; Metazoa; Chordata; Chondrichthyes; Orectolobiformes; Hemiscylliidae. Gene Ontology annotation, molecular function: 8-oxo-7,8-dihydroguanine DNA N-glycosylase activity; oxidized purine DNA binding; 4 iron, 4 sulfur cluster binding. Gene Ontology annotation, biological process: mismatch repair; base-excision repair. Gene Ontology annotation, cellular component: nucleus. The record is from RefSeq and is a predicted model, not a curated record. The transcript has 16 exons.
UGGAGGCGGAGUCGGUGGUGGCGGUUGUUGUGAAGCAGCGCGUGGUCGGGUCCUGUUUUGGGUCAUACUGAGCUAAAUUUGAACAUAUUCAUCUCUGGAGAAUAUGAGCAAGAUGAGAACCACAGAGAGACUUAGAAAAGCAUCAUUAAAAAGAAAAAAGAAUGUGAAAAGUUCAUCACAGAGCAAGAAGCUAUGUCAAGAACAGAUCAAAGCAGAGGUACCAAGAAUAUUAACUGGCAAGGAAGCUGCAUACCAUUCCUUUAAGGAUCUGAUUGAAAUCCAUUCCAUUAGAGCGUUCCUUCUGUCCUGGUAUGAUAAAAGUAAACGAGAGUUACCUUGGCGGAGGAUGGCUGUGACAGAAUCUGAUUUGAAUAAAAGGGCUUAUGCAGUUUGGGUGUCUGAGAUCAUGUUGCAACAAACACAGGUAGUUACUGUGAUCAACUACUAUAACAAAUGGAUGCAGAGAUGGCCAACCUUGCAGGAUCUUGCUAAAGCUACCCUUGAGGAAGUGAAUGAAAUGUGGUCUGGCCUAGGAUAUUAUUCUAGAGGAAGACGAUUAUAUGAAGGAGCACAAAAGGUUAUAUCAGAAUUCAAAGGUGAGAUGCCACAGAAUGCAGAGGAGCUACAGAAGCAGCUGCCUGGGGUUGGGAGAUACACUGCUUCUGCCAUUGCCUCAAUCGCAUUUGGACAGGUAACUGGAGUAGUGGAUGGGAAUGCUGUACGAGUGCUGUGUCGUGUUAGAGCAAUUGGAGCAGACAGCACCAGUUCAACAGUGAUUGAAGCACUUUGGAUGUUGGCGAAUGCCUUGGUGGACCCAUUAAGACCAGGUGACUUUAACCAAGCUAUAAUGGAGCUGGGUGCUACUGUCUGUACUCCCAAGGCUCCCCUUUGUUCGGAAUGUCCUGUUAAGGCCCACUGUAGAGCUUACCAUCAGGUUGGUUUUGAGUUAUCACUGAAAAAGGUUUUGAAGAAGCAGGAAUCAGUCUCAAAAAGACUGCUGGGCAAUACCUUGUCAAAAAUUUCCCCCACUCCAGAUAUUGAAGAGUGUGAGAAUUGCUCCUUAUGCUUGCCUGACAAAGAAUCCUGGGUUGGUAGUCUUGGGGUAAUGAACUUCCCAAGGAAAGCUGCAAAGAAACUACCACGAGCAGAGCGAACACUGACCUGUGUCGUUACACGGAAGAGGAAUGCUGAGGAUGCAGAAGAAUACUUCCUAGUUCAGAGACCUAACAUCGGACUGUUAGCUGGAAUGUGGGAGUUCCCCAGCAUUCUGUUGGAGUCUGAGAUGACAGAAAAGGAACAGAAAUGCAAGAUUUUAGAUCGGCUUACAGAAUUAUUGGGGAGUUCAGUUACAGAGAAAAAUUUUCAAUAUUUGGGGGAGGUAGUACAUAUCUUUUCUCACAUUCACCAGACCUACGUCGUGUACAGUAACUCACUGAAUAGUGCAUCAAUCGAUACUGUGAAGCAGGGGAGGACAAAGUGUCCUUCCUUCCGCUGGGUAACAAAGACCGAGUUUCAGCAAUCAGCUGUGUCUACAGCCAUGAAAAAGGUUUUGCAAUUGUUUAGCCAUUCGAGUACAGAUGGGAAGCUGUUGGAUAAGGAUGUCAAGCGAAUCCAUGACUCUGAAACAAAUAGAAACAAGCAAAAAGAAAGAAAACACAAAGCUUCAACAAACCAUGGGGGGAAACAGCUCUCAAUGGACAGUUUUUUCAGACCUACAGUGAAGGAAUCUCUAUAGUUGUCCAAAGAGAGCAGUUAAAUAAUACUUCAGCUUUCAUUGUUAGACUUCAAGCCAAAUCCAACCUGGAUAGUAAGCAGCUGAGGGUUUCCACUGGAUACAGACACAUGCCAAGCUAUUCUUCCAAAAGUGGAUGAGAAGUAAGACUCUGUUAAUGUCCAAAACAAUCCCCUUCUCAUAAGACCACUAAUGGCAGUCAAAUAGUAGAGUAUUUUGUACCCUGUUCCAGGUAUCAUCUGUUUAUGAUUAUGUUGAUGUUCACAAAUGAUAGUCAGUUUGAGACUGGAAAUUCUUGGCUCUGCCUUGUACUGCGUAUUGUGCUUGUAAGAUGACUUUUUUCAUUUUUAGCUAAAGUACACUGACAGUUAUUUUGCAGUAACCAGAUGAUGGUUUUCAGAUAAUGACAUUCCAGUAGUUUUUUUUGGCUGGACAAUUCAUCAGGCUUGCACACACUCUCCUCGUCAAUCAUUGAAGCUAACUAUCAGGCAAACCCUGAUUCGAAAACAAAUGCACACCAAAUUUUAAUGUCAGUAACAAGUUCAAAUCUCUAAAUGUUAGGGCACUGCAUUGAAAAUGUUCUUUGAUUGAUGGAAAGGUUACUGCAUUGGGUGUGGAAUCAGUAAUGGAGAAAGCUUUUCAUUGAAUGUGGGCUGUGAGGGGUAGGGAGAGUAUGUUGCAUUGAAUGUGGGCUCAGCAAGGGGUGAGCUUAGAACUGAAUGUGGUCUCUAAAUGAUGAAGAACCAGUGCUGCAUGAGUCUAGGUUCAAUGAUGAAGAGAGAUUUGCAUUGAAUAUUGGCUAAAGUGACUGAAAUAGAGUUGCAUUUAUUGUGACCAUAGUGAUAGAAAAAGCUUUGUGUUGAAUUUGGCCUCCCUGUUGUAGAGAGGAUGCUGCAUUGAGCGUUGGCUUAGUAAUAGGGUCGUAGUCAUACGGUUGUGAAUCACCAGCAUAGAAACAGGCUUUUCAGCCAAUCAUGUAUAACCAACAAACACCAACUAUACUAAUCCCAUUUUCCUGAAAGAUCCGGCCUGCCCUGUUGAGUUUCUCCAACAAUUCUUGUUUUUGUUUGUUUUGGUUCUUGAGCAUCUGCAGCUCUUUGUUUUAUUUAAGAAUAUUUUUCUUCUUUUCUGUUGUUUUUGCAGUAAGUGUCAAAUAUGUUUAAUCGUGGAGGCCAGAAGACUGAUGAUUAAUGUUUCAAACCAGGUUGUGUUUUUAUUAUUUUAUUUUCCCCACUUAGCUAAGUCAUUACAUUUUAAUCACUCCCUCGUAUCCAGUUCUUCAAGUCUGGAUUAUUUAAUUAGAUUAUGGUCUUUCUUCAGACUAUGUCAUCAGGAGAAAAAAUCCACAUGGUGCAGAUAAAAACUCAAAUGCAUUCUAUAAAACAUGCAACUGAAAUUAUUAACUAAUGGGAUUUUUAUUUAUGAUUUUAGUUCAUAUGUUUCUUAUUUUUGUACAAGUAUAAAUAACAACAGAUGUAGUGUUUAACAUAUACUUGCAGCACACUGUACAGAGAUUUUACUUUGAAUUUAAUUCAUUUUUAAAACUUUGUCUUCAUUAACAUUGUGCACUCUUUUGGUAAAAUGUAAAACAAUUGACUACUAGCUUCUUAAUUGUCCACUAAAUAACUUAUUCUGUGUUGACGCUCAUGCAGAGCAAACUAUUAAGGAGGUUGGAAAUCUGAAAAAGACCAAUAAACGCUGAAAAGGCUAAGCAGGACUGGCAGCUUAAAAACAGAGUUAAUGGUUGGAAUAUAAUGCUACCCUUGCAAGUGGGCUGAGUGCUAUCUCAUGUGCUGAACCGUUUGCCACCUUCCUGACUAUCCAUAGUUAUGUCUGGAACAGGAAGAAUCAAGACGGCCCUUCUAGCCUGGAGUUCAGUUGGAGCCCAUAGGUGACUGCUUUAAGGGUCUCAUCCUAUCACUAAACGCAUUAAACCAGUAAUGGAUAUGGGUGAUACCAUUUGGACAGACAUCGGGGCACAGAUUGCAGGCUGACGGCUUCACCCAACAGUGGAACCAGCCAGCAGCAAGGGAAGUAUCCAUAGAAUGAAACCUCCCGGCCCUUAACAUGCUUAUCUUCCUGCCCCAAUCAUUUCCAGGACCAAUUGGCAUCUAAUUGGAUAGUCUGGUAUCUCUUGGUGGUGCGACCUAUGCACUUCGGAGAAAAUCCUGCAGAAAAUUUACCAAAGCAAAGAACUCCAUUGGUAGUUUGCAGACUGAUUGUGAAGUAUUUGUGAUGGGACUCCUGAACAUGGCUGUGGGGCUGUUGCUGCUAGGACCUCAGCAGUUAGAGGGUCUUGCUGGUACAUACAGUAAACUUUGUGCAGUGUUUUAGGCCAGCUGCCUUUGUGUUGUUAAUGCUUGUAUACUCUAAAUGGUGAUUCUGAAAUGAAAGAUGCAUCUAGAAAUUUGAGAGACACAGCAGAAAUUCAUCCCAGAAGAGCGAAAUUGAUUCUUGAUUGGUAAUCACGAUCGAUUAGAUCAGGGGUAACGGGGAGAAGGCAGGAGAACAGGACUGAGAAGCAUCAAUUGUGAUCGAAUGAUGGAGCAGGCUCCAUGGACCGAAUGGCAUAAUCCUGCUCUUAUAUUUUCUGGAUUUAUGGUCUACUGCAUGUGACUGUGGAGCAUAUUCACUGUAUCAUAUUUUUUAACCCUGUAUUACUAAUGACUAAUUUUGUACUUUUUUAAAAGAUACAUCUUUUCCAAAUAAAGCUAUGGAAUAUG